AUGGAGUCAUCCUCCGCUGUCGAAGAACUCUCGUCAUCGUCUUCUUCCUUGUCCUCGUCUUCCUUCUCCUUGAACCCGCCCACAGUCCUGGAUGACCACAGGGAGCAGCUGCCACCGCCACCCGAAGAGCUCGUCGACCCCAUCACCCUCACGCUGCUGGAGUAUGCAGUUGUGGGGCCUUGUGGGCACAGCUACAGCAAGGAGACGAUCACCAAGUGGCUCAGUACCGGUCCGCGCUCCGAGUGCCCGGUGUGCAAGACCGCCAUCACCCAACAGCAGUUGAUCCCCAACUGGGCCCUUCGCAACGCCGUCGAACGGUACGAGCUCGCCCACGGCCUCCAGAAGAAGAAGAAGCAGGAGCAGAAGAAGACAGCUGAACCAGAAGUUGAAAACCCAAUGGAGAGGGUGUGCGUGUGCAUAGACGUCCCAGUCUCGCCCUCGAGCUGCUGCGGCUGGGGCUGCAAGAACUUUGGGCUGUGCGUGGGCGCCACGCGGUGCCUGCGCAGGGUCAAGUACGUGCCGGCCUCCUCGUCUCUGUGCAGCCUCUCCUUCGGCCCCUGGAGCAACUGGUACUCUCGCUCCAUCUGUGGAGCGCUGUUCCCGCUCUUUGUGGUGCUGCUGGUUUUGGCUCUGGUGGUGGACGCCGUCUACCUCAUGACCGUCGUGGGCCUUAUGGGGAUCGGCGCCUGGCUCCUCAUCCUCGUCGUCCUGCCGCUCACGUUCUGCUUUGGUGGUGCGCGGGACUAG
This is a messenger RNA of Acanthamoeba castellanii str. Neff, 747 nucleotides long. Its product is annotated as Ubox domain containing protein. Bases 1 to 747 code for a protein of 248 amino acids. The record is from RefSeq and is a predicted model, not a curated record. Gene Ontology annotation, biological process: protein ubiquitination. Gene Ontology annotation, molecular function: ubiquitin-protein transferase activity. The transcript is spliced from 5 exons. Lineage: Eukaryota; Discosea; Longamoebia; Acanthamoebidae.